This is a messenger RNA of Pneumocystis jirovecii RU7, 330 nucleotides long. RefSeq lists its product as uncharacterized. Gene Ontology annotation, cellular component: membrane; EMC complex; endoplasmic reticulum. NCBI's taxonomy places the organism in Eukaryota, Fungi, Ascomycota, Pneumocystomycetes, Pneumocystales, Pneumocystaceae. Gene Ontology annotation, biological process: autophagosome assembly; protein folding in endoplasmic reticulum. Bases 1 to 330 code for a protein of 109 amino acids. The record is from RefSeq and is a predicted model, not a curated record. The transcript is spliced from 3 exons.
AUGGACAAAAAAAAUCAUGAAAUCCAUGCUAUUGCAUCUGAUGCAGUGGCUCAUAAUUUUAAAAUUAUUUCACAUAUUCGAAGUGUAACAUCUAUUUUUUUUGGUUUUGUGGCAGGAAUUCUAAAUUUAACAUCGUAUUGUGGACUUUUAUUUUAUGUUUUUGGGAUGCUCUUUGUAAAUUUCAUGAUUUUUUUAAUACUAACAAAAAGACACCCGUCUUUAUACUUCCUUUCUCAUAAAGAUAUAUGGACGAAAGAUAUUUUUUCUGGAUUGCUAAGUUUUAUAUUAAGUUGUACUUUAUCUUAUGGACUUGUACAUAUAUACAUUUAG